GUUCACAUCUGUUUUUAUUUUAAACAUUUUUGAGGUUAUUCUUCUGUUAUCGGCAAUCGGGAAUAUUUUUAAUUUUAAGAAUACAUGAAUUACAAUAUUACUCAAAGAUUAAUUAAAUGUUUAGUACUACCAACUGUAAAACGUUUCAAAAGCUCAUCGAAAGUCACCGAAGUUAAGAUGUCUCAGGUGUUUAAACAAGUGCGGAACCCUUUAACGGGGUCCAUGGAUUGGGAUGUUCAGCAUGAGGAGUACGAUACGUUCCAGGACAUAGCUCGAGCCGCCUUCGCCGAUAUGCUCCAUGAUACGGAGAGAAACAAGAAGUACCAGAGAGCCCUGGAGCUGGCCAUACAGAAGAUGCAUGAGCAGGGGAAGCCGGCUAAUGUUUUGGAUAUAGGCACAGGGACUGGUCUCCUGUCAAUGAUGGCUGCGAGGGCCGGCGCUGACUCUAUUGUGGCCUGCGAGGCGUUUGAGCCCAUGGCUGAGUGCUGCCUGAAGAUCUUGGCCAAAAAUGGAUUAGCAGAUAAAAUUAAAGUGAUACCAAAGCGAUCAACAGAGCUGACAGUGGGCGAGGAGGGAGACUUGAAGCAGCGAGCCAACAUUCUGGUCACUGAGGUCUUUGACACAGAGUUAAUUGGAGAAGGAGCCCUAUCAACGUUCUCCCACGCCCACAAGCAUCUCCUAGAAGCUGACUGCAUCGUGGUUCCAGACUCCGCCGUCAUAUACGCACAGGUGGUGGAGUGCCCCACCAUGCAGAAGUGGAACAAAGUGAAUGAUCUGGUCGAUGAGGACUUGAAUGUUGUGCUGAGGACUCCGCAGAAGAUGAAAGACUGUCCUGAAACAGCUGCAGUCCACGACAUCCAGCUGUCCCAGCUGCCCCAUUCUUCCUUUAAGCUUCUCUCGGAGCCACUGCCCGUGUUCUACUACGACUGGUCCGGCAAGUCCCCUGUGGACUUCAAUAGGACUGUGAGACAGAGCUUUGUGGUGAAACAGACGGGGGCGGGCCAGAUGGUGUUCAUGUGGUGGGACUUGAAUAUGGAUACUGAAGGCAAAAUCGUCUUAAGCUGUGCACCCUGGUGGAAUCAUCCGGAUGUGAAUUUAGAAGCAGAAAGACCUCAAGACACCAUCCCGUGGCGCGACCACUGGAUGCAAGCUGUCUACUACUUCCCUAAAUCAGUCAUGUUGAACAAAGACACUGAAGCCAGCCUAGUAUCCUGCCAGGACGAAUAUUCUCUAUGGUUCUAUCUGGAAGACGAAAAAACAAAGUUCAAAGAGUACAAACGGCCAGCAUGCGAAUGCGGAUUUCAUUUGACAUUCUCAAGGACGCACAUAUCGUAUUUGAACGACGGCACCAGAAGCAAAAAGUUUCUAGCUCGAUUGAAAGAGGUUUUGAGUCCAAACUCUGUAGUUUUAGACUUGAAUGGAAGCAGCCUUAUGGGUUUGGCCGCGGCUAAAAUGGCUAAAACUGUGUACAUUCACGAGGAUAAGAAAGUGAAUUUGGGUAUUCUGAAUGAUUAUUGCCAAGCGAACGACAUUACAAACAUCACAUUUAUACCAGAAAUAACAGAUGAAAUAGCAGCACAAGCAGAUGUUAUUAUUUGCGAUCCCUGCUUCAAGACUUCCAUACAGCCGUGGCAUAGCUUAAUGCAAUACGCGCAUACUGUUCUGAAGCUAAAGCCCAAGUUGAAGGGUUCUGUAGAAAUGGUACCAGAUAGCUGUGAGCUCUGGGCCAUGCCGGUAGAUUUCUAUGAUUUGCAGAAGAUUAGGGUGCCGGUGAAAAAGUGCGAAGGGUUCGAUAUGGCUAUCUUCGAUGAAUUGGUUGAGGGUGCCCGUCAAAUCAGCGACGACGAACUAGAUGCUCAACCUCUCUGGGAGUACCCGUGCCGCGCGCGCGGGCCGCCACAACAGCUGUUGCAUGUGGACUUUACAGAUGUCAAACAGAGCUAUACUGUUGAUAACGAGUGUCCUAUCAUCAACCCGCCGUCAGACAAGCUGUCGUCAGUGAACGGCUUCGCCCUAUGGUCCGUAUACCGACUGGGCGCCGCGGCCGUGAGCGCCGGCCCGUCGCCCGCGCUCGCCGACUCGCAUCUUGUGAGCUGGGAUAUGUGCACCAGGCAGGCCGUGCACAUACUGGAAAAGACCCACGUAGUGACGAAAAAGAACAAAUGGAAGUACCACCUGACCUGCGACAUGGAAAGGGGGAAAUUCAGCGUCAAUAUGAAAAUUAUUUUAGCGCAAUAAAAUUAUAUA
This is a messenger RNA of Plutella xylostella (diamondback moth), 2247 nucleotides long. NCBI's taxonomy places the organism in Eukaryota, Metazoa, Arthropoda, Insecta, Lepidoptera, Plutellidae. The record is from RefSeq and is a predicted model, not a curated record.